Molecule: messenger RNA, 2594 nt
Organism: Zingiber officinale
Lineage: Eukaryota; Viridiplantae; Streptophyta; Magnoliopsida; Zingiberales; Zingiberaceae
Product: low affinity sulfate transporter 3-like
Exons: 13
Coding region: 426-2357 (643 amino acids)
Biological process (GO): transmembrane transport
Cellular component (GO): membrane
Molecular function (GO): secondary active sulfate transmembrane transporter activity
Source: RefSeq, a predicted model, not a curated record
UGGGGACCUUUGGCAAUGAAAUGGUCUAUUCACCAUAAGAAUCUCAAAAAUGCUACCCUGAUUAUGAAACUACAUAUUUGUAAUAUUACAACUGUUUUCCUUAACACUUUUCUCAAAAAGUAUAGUUUUAUAGUUAGCACAGCAUGUAACCAUAACUGAAAAAUUCAUCGACAAACUUAUAGAUAGUAUGGAUUUGUACCUUUGUUUCCUCUUUCUUUCACAAUUGUUGCAUAUUUUUCGGUGUUGUCAAUCCCCAAAUGUUUGAUCCUCUCCAUAUGAGAGAAGCCCAACUAAUUCAAGUCAAUUUGCUACCAGAUGAGAGUCCAACCUCAUUAAUGUCCAAUCCAACUCAUCAUUCUUCAAACAUGAAUCCUGAUCCAAAAUCAACUUAUUUUGAAAAGAGAAAGCAGUAAGAGUUCUCCCGAAUGCUUCAAGAAACCAUGAGUUCUCGCAGAGAAUCUGAGACGCUAAUGCUAAUGUUGAAUGUUUCAGAGCCACCUUCUCUGUGGCAUGAACUCUCAGGGUCAAUCAGAAGCUCAAUUUUACCCACAAGAAACAGACCUUCUUCACUGACCCAAUGGAUUGUAUCAGUGAUCUAUGGCCUCUUCCCCAUACUUCAUUGGGCAAGGAAUUAUAAUCUCAAGUCUUUUAAGAGUGAUCUUAUUGCCGGAUUGACUCUUGCAAGCCUCGGUAUCCCACAGAGCAUUGGGUAUGCUAAUUUAGCUAAACUUGAUCCUCAAUAUGGCCUUUAUACAAGUUUCGUGCCACCUUUGAUAUAUGCCGUAAUGGGUUCUUCACGAGAUAUAGCAAUUGGUCCAGUUGCUGUAGUUUCGCUUCUUCUAUCCUCAAUGACUCAGAAAAUAGUGGAUCCUUUGGCUGAUCCAACUACUUACAGGAAUCUGGUGCUCACAUCAACCUUCUUUGCUGGAAUUUUCCAAGUUUCAUUUGGAUUCUUUCGAUUGGGCUUCAUAGUGGACUUCCUUUCACAUGCCACAAUUGUGGGGUUCAUGGGAGGAGCAGCAAUUGUAAUAGGCCUUCAACAACUAAAAGGACUUCUUGGGAUCAGUCACUUCACUAACAAUACUGAUAUUGUUUCAGUAAUCAGGGCUGUUUGGGUUGCACUUCACCACAAUUGGCACCCUGAUAAUUUUCUCAUAGGAUGCUCAUUCCUCAUAUUCAUCCUUUUUGUGAGAUUCAUUGGUAUGAGGAAAAGAAAACUCUUCUGGUUGGCUGCCACCACUCCUUUGCUUUCAGUCAUUCUGUCAACACUACUAGUGUACUUGACAAGAGCAGAUAAGCAUGGUGUCAAAAUUAUUCAGCAAGUAAAAGAAGGCUUGAAUCCUAGUUCUGUCAAACAAAUUCAACUAACCGGGUCACAUGUUGGCGAAUCAGCAAAGAUUGGUCUCAUUUGUGCAAUCAUAGCUCUUACUGAGGCUAUUGCUGUUGGCAGAUCAUUUGCUGCAGUUAAAGGCUAUCAACUUGAUGGUAACAAGGAAAUGGUGGCAAUGGGCUUCAUGAACAUUGCUGGAUCUUUGUCUUCUUGUUAUGUUGCAACAGGAUCGUUCUCUCGGACUGCAGUAAAUGUGAGUGCAGGCUGUGUUACAGCAGUAUCAAAUAUCAUAAUGGCUAUAACUGUACUUAUAUCCUUGGAAGUGCUAAUGAAGCUCUUGUACUACACACCUAUUGCAAUAUUGGCAUCGAUAAUCCUUUCAGCGCUACCUGGUCUCAUCAACUUCAAAGAGGCUUACAUAAUAUGGAAAGUCGAUAAGAUGGAUUUCCUGGCUUGCUUUGGAGCAUUUGCUGGUGUCCUAUUUGGAUCAGUGGAAAUUGGUCUCUUGACUGCAGUGAUCAUCUCCUUUGCAAGGAUAAUCAUAAGAGCACUAAGGCCAAACAUUGAAAUGCUGGGAAGAAUUGAAGGGACCAACAUAUAUUGCAAUAUGAAGCAGUAUCCCUUUGCCAUUACAACACCAAACUUGCUAAUAAUUCGCAUUGAUUCACCUUUCCUUUGCUUCAUCAAUGCCAAUUUCAUAAGAGAAAGAAUCAUCGCAUGGGUAACUGAAGGACAGGAUGCCAUAAAGGAGAAAACAGGAAUUGAAGUUACUUCGGUGAUCAUUGACAUGUCCAAUGUUCUAAACAUCGACACAUCAGGCAUCUCAGCUAUUGAAGAACUCCACAAAAAGCUGGUCUCUGCUUGUGUACAGGUAGCUGUAGUAAACCCUGGUUGGCAAGUGAUUCACAAGAUGAAGUUGUCAAGGCUUGUCGACAAGAUAGGAGCACGAAUAUUCCUCACUGUAAGUGAGGCUGUGGAAGCACUUGCUAGUAGUGCCAUGAAACAAGAGAACUCUGAUAUUGUUUGAUAAAUACCAAUUUUGUAGCUGUGGUUGUGGUUUUGUUACUUGGAUAUCAUGGUGUAACUGGAGGGUUGAGGUUUUCAUGUUUAGCAACAGCAGAAAAGCCUUUUGCAUCUCUAAAAUAAGAAUACCUACAGUUAAAAUGUAUGAGUUGAGGAUAUGAGAAUGUUAGUCUGUCAUAUACUAUGGUAACUCUUAGAUUUCAGGGAUAAUAUAACAAUGACAAUGCUUCGAUUUGUUUCA